This is a messenger RNA of Aedes albopictus (Asian tiger mosquito), 5607 nucleotides long. RefSeq names its product cGMP-inhibited 3',5'-cyclic phosphodiesterase 3B. The record is from RefSeq and is a predicted model, not a curated record. Gene Ontology annotation, molecular function: 3',5'-cyclic-AMP phosphodiesterase activity. The transcript is spliced from 7 exons. NCBI's taxonomy places the organism in Eukaryota, Metazoa, Arthropoda, Insecta, Diptera, Culicidae. The coding region runs from base 2545 to 5355 and encodes 936 amino acids.
CUGGCUGGGUGGAUGCGGGUAUUGGUGUUGUCGCCAUUGUCGUUCUAUGCGCGCUGCUCGCUGGGUUGCUCGUGGAGCUCGAUGGGCCGUUUGGUUGUGUUAGUGCAAAUAAGCGAGGCGAGGCGAGCGAGCAGCCGAGCAAAAGAUGUUCCAAAGUCUGUGCAGCCGAGACUUUUAGUAAUAGCUCGACCUAGCUAGCUAGCUGAUGGACAGUAUUGGCUGCUCGCAGUAGUUCGCGAUACGCGUUUCGUCGUUACGGUUCAUCUUCAGGAAAGGUGAAGUUUGGAGAUCUUUGAAGAAGGAAAUUUGUAUUUGGCAUUGCGAUUUUCUCAUUUGGGAUAGAUUUGGAACAUUGAAGGUGAUCGAAGUGCAUUCGAUUUCAGACGAGAAUCGUUCUGCUGGAAUCUAGUGAGGUGAAGGGUUAAGGACAUCUCGACUGAUUGUCCUAGGAAUCUGUGUAUGGGCAGUUCAUAGAUGGAUAUUGAGCUUUUGAUCUAACUGGAGAGCUCUCCGAGUGGGUGGUGGGAGAAUCCUAGGGUGCUGAAGUGCUUAGUGCUCGGUGAGGAACCGUCCAGCUUCACGCAGGGGCUCGGAUCUGGCAGCAGACUGGAGAAAAUCAAUCAUACAGUGCACACCUGGGCACAUACUAGGUGUCUGGAAGUGACAUUUUUGCUCGACAUUCGCAUAGUAUAGGCUCUCCGAGAGCUACAUAUGUGUGUGCAGCAGUGCGAAUAGUCAAGGUGCUGCUCCCCUUGGAAAGUUGCAAUCCGCGAGUUGGAAGAAGAAAACCCCACAACAUCAGUGCUCUAUUGCUGGCCGUCUAUUUCCCCCAAGGGAUCCGGAUUUUUAUCAGUGAGACCAACAUCCAGCAUCAAUAGCCAAUAGCUCGUUGCUCCCGCCGAAUCAGAGACCAGUUUUGACCAUCUCGUGUGAAUGGAGUUAUAUGUAUACAAAUAUUUAGACAUAAAAUAAGCACAAAUAUGCAAAAGUGAAGAGUUAUUUUUUCUCGUCGCACUAGCUCCGAUAUCUCGAGCUACAUAUACACACGGCUCGGACUCGGUUGACUACGGCUGAGUACGUCACACAUCCGACGACGACAAGCAGCUCAAGGAGCAUUGAAAAAGAAGUCCCACGGACGGACGGGUGCUGCUUCUGCUGGCUGUGAGUGCGAGAGACCUUUUUCUGGCCGUCAUACUCUCGUGCUCCGUUCAUCUCCGCAAUCGUUGAUCAACCAACUCUGGCGAGCUGCUGUGCUGGGUUUGUUUUGUGUGUAUUCUGCGCUGAUAGCCAGACUAUAUCGUACGAGAGUUUACCGAGUGUACACACAGGUACGUGAGUGCGUGCGGAGCUGUGAAAUUCCGGUGCGUUUCAUAAGACCUCGUAGAUUCUUAGACGGAUCCUAGGAUCACCAUCCAUCAUAAGUACACAACAGCAACACCAGCAGCAGCCUGUGAAGAGCCGUCGAUCGGGCGCGAAACUUUCAUGUGACACAAUUCCAGGCCCCAGUGGUGCUUCCGCCCUCAUCCUUCCAACAAUUUUACAGAGCCGAAGUCCUUGCCCGCCCACAGCGCCGCUCUGUACCUACCUACUGUUCAUGGGCGUGCUCGGUCUUGUGUGUUUGUGUGUCGUUGUUCAAGUAGCCCCCCGUCGAUGUGCGGUGCAACAAUGCAAAGUGUCAACCAAAUAUGAGAAAAUAAAUUAAAAUUUUUAAUCGAUGUUUUCCUCGCUUUUUACCAUCCCACCGCGUUGCUGUCAUUGUCGUCGCCGUAGUUGUUUAUUGUCGGUUGGAAAAAUGAAAUAAAUGUAUUAAUAACGAAGAGCAGUUGAAAAAAAAAGAAGUAGUUGAAGAAUAGCCACACAUUUGGCGCGUAAAUAAAUGUUUGUUCGAGUGGGCUUUUUGUGUCCGAGCCGGGUCCAACAGGGAGGGUCCGGGACCAGAGCUCCAUGCUGAAGGUCCUGGUCGGUGGGUGCUGGCGUCCAGUCAGUGGAAGACAAAAGCUGAGAGCCGAUGUCCGCGAGUUGUGAAUAAAAUGUGUCAUCAGGAAUAAAUUCCACUCGGAUUGUUUGUUGUCACCACGGGGGAAAAUACAGGAAAAAAGUGGAGCUCCCAGUACCCCGAGCCUGCUAGUCGAUUUGGUGCGAAAAUAUUGAGUGUUGCUCGGCUCGAGUGCGACGCGUGUUUUUCGAGUGUUCUACAAGUGUAACGAAAAUAAUAUAAGUGCUGGUCGUCAAAUUUCCCGCGCAAGGUGUCGACAGUUUCGAAUUAAUGUCGUGUGGGUGUGUUUUCAUGCUGAACCGAUCCCACUAGGCAGGGGUCCUGAGGCGGCCCUAUUCCCAGGUUCUGUGCGUAGAGAAUAGAAAUCGCGAAAGGUUUUCGAUCGGUGUAAGAGGAAAAGAAAAGCUUCCAAAGUGGCCGCGUCUAAGAGAUCUCGGGGCGCCUCGUCGGAAGGUCGCCUGAACACCGCAACGACGACCACGACGACAACCGAUACCGGGACUGGGACCAGCUUGACCAACUCCCGCCAGGGCUCCGUCGAUGGAGUGAUGCAACGAUGCGGUCUCUGCUCGAUCAUCUCAAGCCUGCUGCGGCGAGCCAUGUGCGUUGGAUCGCGUCGUGGUAGCGGCGAGUCCUACUACCAGGAACUGGCGGAAACUAAUGUAUGUCGGAUGAAGCCAAUUGGUACCUUCACUACCAUCCCAGACGUUGCCACAAUGGAAACCACGGACAGCUCCAGCUACAAACGACUGAUAUCAACAACAUCCAAUACGAUACCGACGAUUGCGCUAACGACGACGACGACAACGGCCACGGUGACGACAGUGCCCUACCAGCCGACGGCCCGGCGGAUGUCGGACCAGGAUCGGCCCCUGUUCGAGGCUCUGAUAUCGGAUGAUUACUCGGAGAACCCCCGGCGGCGGCACGCUUGCACCGGCCGGUUUCUGACGAUGCAUAAACGGCGCAGAAAGAAGCUCCACACGCGAAGCCUCGCGCUCGAACCAGCUAUUCUAGAUGACAUCCUGCACGGCCAGGUGCAAUGUAUCCUGGACCGCGUCGGCCACUGGCGCUUCAAUGCUUUCACCCUGGAAACGGUAACUGGUGGACGUUCACUGCCUGUCUUAUGUGUUCAUCUGUUCCAUUGGUACGGCCUUUUGGACCACUUCAACCUAGACGUAGUUAGAUUAUGGAAAUUGUUUAGUUUAAUCGAGGAAGGUUAUCAUAGUACGAACCCGUAUCACAAUUCAAUUCACGCGACUGACGUAACACAAGCAAUGCACUGUUUCUUGCAAGAGAAGCGCAUCCUGGAACAUCUGAGCCCGCUGGAGAUCAUGGCGUCGUUGAUCGGUGCCGUUACGCAUGACUUGGACCACCCGGGCGUGAAUCAACCGUUCUUGAUAGCGACCUCCAACCACCUGGCGGCGCUCUACGAGAACACCUCGGUGCUAGAAAACCAUCACUGGCGAUCGGCCGUUGGGUGUCUGCUGGAGAGCGGCGUCGCCGAACAGAUACAGGGUAUUCGACCGGAACUGGAAAAGCAGAUCAGCUCUCUAAUCCUGGCGACGGACAUCACCAGGCAGCAGGAAUUCAUCAGCAAAUUCCGCGACUAUCUCGCGCAUGAUAGUUUGGAUAUGCGCGACAAGGAACACCGACACUUUAUCUUGCAAAUCUCGCUCAAAUGUGCGGACAUCUGCAAUCCCUGCCGGCCAUGGGAUAUUAGUAAAAAGUGGAGUUUGAAGGUGUGCGAAGAGUUCUUCCGCCAGGGAGACUACGAACGACAGCUCAAUCUACCGGUCACUUCGCUCUGUGAUCGACAUUCGACGUCGGUGCCCAAGAUCCAGACCGGCUUCUUCAAAUUUGUCGUUACGCCCCUGAUGGACGAGUGGCACCGAUUCCUGAAGACUGACCUUUCCCAUAAUAUGAUGUACCAUCUGAAAUACAACCAAAUACAGUGGGAAAGCAAACUACAGGCGGAGAUGAACGAGGAAACUCGAACCGAGAUAUCCGACGCCGAGCUGCUGGACGAAGAUGUGGACGAUAACGAUGACCAAGAUGAACCACUUCAUGACCUGUCGGACAGUUCGGAAAUUCUGAUUCCGAGUGCUGCCAAGUUCGGUCGACGCAGUUCUUUGCAAAUCUCCGGCUUCUGUGGUGCUCGCAGCGAACGACGGUUCUCCGUUCCAAUACAUAGUAUACCGAAGAUUGUGCUUCCAGCACGAGACCACCGAGAAACUAAUCUCCCACCGGAAUCGAUCCAGGAAAGCGACGAACACAAGUUCGACAACGAUUCGCUCUCGAUCUUCUCGUCGGAUAGCGACAGCCUCCAUCGGGGAGCACGUGGUUCCUCCACCGGUAGCACCGCGGACCGAGAACGUCCACUCAGUGCAGAGAAUCUUCUUCCAGACUGCAGUAUUGCAUCGAUGACCGCUGGAAUUUGCGGCGAUCGACUGAAUCUUGUGCUUCACGGAGCCGUUAGCGUAGGAAAUAACGCGAAUCUUCUCACCGUUGGAACUUCCAAGCAUCUUAUCAGACAGCAAACCUUCCCACCGUUGCAGCCGUACGUACGCACUCGUUACAUGUCUUCGCAGGCGGAACUCGGUGCCUGUCCGGAAGCCCUUCUCGAAUCCAACAGCAGCAGUAGCUCUUCCAACUCCCACCCGGAACCGAACAGUGAAUCUCGUGGCAUCCUGAUGACCAAAAAGGAAAGCAUCAAGCGGGAAACGGACUCGUCCACUUCCACCGAAAAGGCCAAAAUCCCGAAGCUCUCUCUCGGCCAGAAGGAGAAUCUCGACCCAUCCAUGCUGAAGCGAAGUCUCAGCCGGCGGAGAGGCUCCGCUCCGGUCACCGUAGCUUUACCCCCGAAACCCGUAGAAUCUGACCUGGGCGUGUCGUUCGUCAUCAACACGUGCGAUCUGCGGCGGGGCUCCAUGCCCGCCGAAUUCAUCACUUCCAUGCACACAAAAGACCAAUCAAACGGUGCCCAGCCGGAGGUGACGGCCACCGUACUCCCCAAUAACAUCGGUCCGGCGUACAACAUACAGCGGCGCGGAUCGGUACCGUGUGAUAGCUCAAACAGCGUUGUGAUUCGGAACAGCUUUAACAACAAACGGCGCAGUGCGAAGAAGGUCCUAAGGCGGCGGUCGUCCGGUGGAGCGGAGAUCUUGAGCCCGAUCCUAUCCGAGGAUGCUACCUCGGGCUCGGGCAACGGCAACGGAGGAGGAGGCGGCGCUGCUGGCAGUUCGACUUCGUCUUCGACGGCAUGGCAGCGGUUCAAGCGGCGGGCCGAUGCCGAGAAUUUACUGUCCCGGCGGCGUGGAUCGCUGCCGGUGGAAGUUCUCACCAUUGGAUAUUCAGGUUAGUGGAUAGCAUAAUAUAUUACCUAAUGGUGAUACCUACUUCUUUUGUUUUUGGUUCGACGCUCUCACUGAACCUAGUCUUCACUCUUUGACCUAGCAUUCGUACUUAACGAGGAGGAAGGGGUUUUCAUGAGAACCUUUUAGGGCAUAUAUUUGUGCCUAAUCCUAGUAUAGGAGGAAUUUAAAAUAGAAUUUUCGGUAGGAACUAUUCUGUAGUGUUUUAAUGAAUGUGUUCGCUCUGUCUGUAAUCUUAAC